UAGUACUAGGCAACGCGAGGAAAGUCUCCAGAGGUGGAGCCUAGAGCUCCGCCCACUUUCUUCUGGUUUUCAAACAGGUCCGCAACAAGAGUAUAUAGGUUCUGGUCCGCUGUUCCUCGCCCCACUCGUUUUCUUUCUAGUUUUUGUUCGAGUGGAAGAGAGAGAAUGUCUGGACGCGGUAAAGGAGGGAAGGGGCUUGGCAAAGGAGGCGCCAAGCGCCACCGGAAGGUCUUGCGGGACAAUAUCCAGGGCAUUACGAAGCCCGCGAUUCGGCGUCUCGCCCGCCGCGGGGGCGUCAAGCGCAUUUCUGGGCUCAUUUACGAGGAGACCCGGGGAGUGCUCAAAGUGUUCCUGGAGAACGUGAUCCGUGACGCAGUGACCUACACCGAGCACGCCAAGCGCAAGACCGUCACUGCCAUGGACGUGGUGUAUGCGCUGAAGCGCCAGGGCCGCACCCUCUACGGCUUCGGCGGCUGAGCCGGCGCCCAGCAUCCCCCACACUCCACUCCCAAAGGCCCUUUUCAGGGCCCCCAAUGAGUUCAGGAAGAGCUGUAAACACAAUUCCAGGUGUAGGCUUGCUGCUGUAGUGCUUUCGGUACUGUGUUCUGACACCGGGGAGUGGAGAGCUUUGCGGCGGAGCAACUGCUCCGAGUUAGGCGAUUAUAGAAAAUGGGGCAAGGAAAGCGUUAGGCCUCCGCGAGGACACCCCAGA
Molecule: messenger RNA, 712 nt
Organism: Heterocephalus glaber (naked mole-rat)
Lineage: Eukaryota; Metazoa; Chordata; Mammalia; Rodentia; Bathyergidae
Gene: H4c16
Product: H4 histone 16
Cellular component (GO): nucleosome
Molecular function (GO): protein heterodimerization activity; DNA binding; structural constituent of chromatin
Source: RefSeq, a predicted model, not a curated record